AUGGGUUCAAUCGGAGAAAAAGAAUUCGUCGUUCCGAAUCCCUUCCAGACUCGCAUUCUCAACGGACAAGUCACCCCAAUUGUGACAAUCAAGUAUGCUAUCGGCAAUGAGGUUGCAAUGAUGGCUAAGAUGGCCGGUUUCCACGGAAUCUUCAUUGACAUGGAGCACUCUGCCUUCAGUUUACGCGAGGUGUCGCAGCUUAUUUUGGCCUGCAACUACGUCGGCGUUGCCCCCGUUGUCCGAUCUCCAUCCAAGUCUCACUGGCAUAUCAGUCGCAUUCUCGACGCCGGCGCUGCGGCAGUCGUGAUUCCUCACAUCGAGUCUGUUCAAGAAGUCCGGGACAUUGUUCAUCACGCGAAGUAUGCGCCCAUUGGCGCCCGCGGCUGCACGAACAACCAGCCUGCCUUCAACUUCCAACAUAUCCCCACCUUGAAGCAGAAUGAGGCAUUGAAUGCACAGACAAUGCUAAUUCCAAUGAUCGAGACUCCUGGUGCUGUAGAUCUAGCAGAGGAGAUCUUCGCAAUUGACGGUGUGGAUGGAGUUUUGAUCGGCUCAAACGAUCUUACUACGGACUUGGGGAUCCCGGGGAAGUAUGAUGAUCCCCUGUACCUGAACUCUGUGGCAAAGAUUAUCAAUGCCGGAAAGAAGUUCGGCAAGCCGAUUGGAGUCGGUGGCAUUGGCGGUCGCCUGGAUCUCCUGGAGCGGUGGUUCAAUUUGGGCGCAACCUGGUCUCUGAGUGGCCAGGACGGGGCGAUCUUGCAGAAGGCAUUCAAGCAAAUUGUCCAGAACUAUGAUGAGAUCAACCAAAGGGUGCAAAAGCAGAAGGCAUAG
This is a messenger RNA of Penicillium riverlandense, 831 nucleotides long. RefSeq names its product HpcH/HpaI aldolase family protein. The record is from RefSeq and is a predicted model, not a curated record. NCBI's taxonomy places the organism in Eukaryota, Fungi, Ascomycota, Eurotiomycetes, Eurotiales, Aspergillaceae. The transcript has a single exon. Gene Ontology annotation, molecular function: aldehyde-lyase activity. Gene Ontology annotation, cellular component: cytoplasm. The coding region runs from base 1 to 831 and encodes 276 amino acids.